Molecule: messenger RNA, 3273 nt
Organism: Durusdinium trenchii
Lineage: Eukaryota; Dinophyceae; Suessiales; Symbiodiniaceae
Source: the annotation of a GenBank genome assembly
AUGACGAACUUCAGCCAGUGCCGGACAGACCCCAGGAGGUCUCAUUUCACCUUGGAGAACUGGGAAGACACCGUGACGGUGGAAUGGGACAUGAUCUUUCGCGAGAUGGGCGAGUUCGCGCCGGUGAACUUGGGCUCUGCAGGCUACUCCGGCUACGACGGGGUCUACAUCUUGCAGGAUGCCAGGGAGAGAUGUCAGGCAGAGACGGGCUUGCAGCUCUCCUACUACAGCAACUUCAAUGCCAGCUGGUUCCACCCUGACCGCUACGCAGCCACCGUGGCCAUGAUUGCUCCUCACCGGGUCAUGAACUGCACGGUGGGAGUGAACUUCUUCCACCCCGAGUACGCCAAGGAUGGGAGACCGGGUCGUAGGUGCAGCCUGGGAAAGGAACGUAUGAACGAAUCGGAAGACGAAAGGGAAGAGUACGUGAGGGCGACGGGUGACACCCAAGCCACUGAGGAGGUGGAUGGCCGGUUGGUGCUGAAAUGCUUCCAGGAACGCUGGUUUGUGGCGCCCAGCUGCCGUGGCAACGCCUCCAACUGCGUGGCCGUGGUGACUUCAGGUGCGGGCUGGGGCCUGCACUUCAUGAUCCAGCAGGCCUACUUUCACAACAUGCCACUGGCUUUUGCCUCUGCGGAGUGGGAGGAGUACAUCGAUAUCAACCUCGAAUUCCAGCCACUGAGCGACCGAUUUGAGCGAGUGACUGGUGGCCACACCCCCCCGGAGGUUCUGGUGGCGGGAAGGCUGAGCGACUGGUCGGCAUUAUACUGGUGGAGGCCUGAUGAGACUUUUGUGCUCCAACGCGGGAUGGCGGUGGUCUUCCCAUCCCAUAGCGUGUCGGAGUACAAGGCUGGCAUCUACCGGACUUCCCAAAAGGAACUGACCUUGCGGAAGUAUGCGGCUGCCGGCUUGGAUGUGGUGGCAGAUCGAGUCUAUGGACUGGCAGAGAAUCUGAACAUCGGGGAUGGCGACAUGGCGAACUUGCUGUACCUCCAUGCCCAGAGCCAAGCGGUCAACAAUGGGACAGCACCCGAGACCUGGGACACUGCCUGUAGGUGGAUUUUGUCGAACACAGAUGCGUGGCAAAGUUGGGUUCCGUAUCAAACGGUUUGCGCCGUGGGUAAAGGCCUGGUGGAUCUGCAAAACAACUUUGUCUCACUGAGGAGCGAGGCGGUCAACUGCGCGGUGUGUCCUCCGGGCUUCGCCUCUUUGAAGAGCCAGUCGACUCGGGUGUGCUCCAAAUGCCAGCCCGGCUUCUACCAGAACUCCUUCCGCGCUGCCGAGUGUUUGCCCUGUGAGCCUGGGACCAUCUCCUCCGAAGCGGGCUCGCAUCAUUGCACGCCCUGCAGCUUGGGCAGCUUUGCCAAUCGCAGUGGCAUGUUAGCGUGCGACCGCUGUGGGAAUGGAAGCCAAGAGGAGCUUUGGACCACCAGCAUGCAGGUGGAUGUGUAUGAGGAGACCACCUGGAUUCAGGUUCAAGGGGCCAGCUCAGCGCAGUUUUGCUUCUGCGUUGAGGGCAGCUUCCUCUGGCAGGGGAGGUGCCAACAGUGUACCACCGGGUCCUACUGCCGGGGCUCCAACCAGCUCGAGGUGUUGCCGGGCUACUUCUCUUCGUCGGUGGCGCCGGGGGAGAUCUACAAGUGUCUCUCCGCGAGCCACUGCCCCGGGGGCAAGCCGGGCACCUGCACCGUUGGGCGUGACCCUGACUCAUUGGGUUGCAGUAGCUGUUUGAGCAUGCUGCGCGCGAAGGAUGGAGGCUCCUGUGGAGAGUGUGACAAUGGGGACUAUCUGCUGGCGGUGGCAUCUGUGGCAGCAGUCUUCAUCGGUGUCGGGAUCAUCUACUAUGUGCCUGGUCUGUGUGACGGAACGAGGGUGAGCCAGCCUGGGCCUUUGCUCAUCACCAUCACCAGCGUCACCCAGUUGUUGACCACGGUGCAGAUCCUGAGUGUGGUACAUCUCUUUGACAUCCCUUGGCGAGAGCCAUUCGCAAGCAUCCUGGAGUUCUUGAAGAUUUUCAACUUCAACUUGGAUGUCCUGUCCAUCGCAUGCCUCACUCCUCUGGACUCCUUGGGCGAAUAUGUCCUGCGCGUUUGCUUGAUGCCAGUACUCAUGCUGGUUGCACUGCUGGUGCACUUUGGACGCUUGGACACGAACGGUUACUUGCUCUUCUUUCAUCGGCCGAUGAGCCUGCGAAACCUGAAGCUCAGCCAACUCUUCCGCACCAUUGGCACCAUUUUCAUGAUCUGGUUCAUCAUUGUCUUCUCCCUGCUGCUGGAGCCUUUCCAGUGCUAUGAGCAUCCCAAUCAGGUGCUGACCUUGAAGCACAUGUAUCAAUCGGUGCUCUGCAAUGGUCAAGGGCGGCACAUGCACAUGUACAUCAUUGGCGGCGUGGCCUGUGCCAUGCCUAUGGGCUUCCUGGUCUUUUGCACCUGGAUUGUGUUGGUGGAGAUCCCGAAAGGAAUCGCGCAGGUGGACACCAGCGCGCUGGAUGCCUAUUUCUUCCUCAUCCGAAGGCUCCGUCCCGGCGCGGAAAUCUUCUCCGUGCUCUUCCAGGUGCGAAAUCUCUUCGUGGUCUUGUGCCCGUUGGUUCCUUCCAUGUCAGGGAAGAUAGUAGCUCUCAACCUAGUGCUGGGCGCCAACCUGAUCGCGGUGGUUUAUGUGCUUCCCUGGCGCUCAGCAGUCUCCAACUUCUUAGACGUUGUAUUGCUCUGCGGGCUCUUAGGGAUCACGGAAAUGGCUGCCUUGUUCGUACAGGACGUGGAUGCGAGCAAUGACAUUUGGGUCAUCAUGGCAUGCCUGUCGUUGAUGGUUCUGGGUAUUUUGGGCGCCGUCGGCUUUGGCAUCUACAAGGCUAUUAGACAGAAGUUUCGGAAGGAGUUCAAGUUCUUCUUAUGUCACCAUAAAGCUGCCUCGGGGUCGAUGGCUCGACUGUUGAAGAUCGAGCUGCAGAAUCGCAGCCCUGGCAGCAAGACCUUCGUUGAUAGUGAUGACCUGAUGAAUCUCACACGGCUCUUCAGUUACGUGGCCCAGGACACGGACACCUUCGUGGUGCUCGGGAGCCCCGCGAUCUUCACGCGGAAGUGGUGCAUGGGGGAGAUGGCCACGGCCUUUACAAACGAGGUUCGUACCGUCCUCUUGGCCUGGCCGACCAUGGUCUUGCCCGACGAGCAGUUCAUCGAGAACUACCGGUCCACUGUGCCGGACAUCAAAGAGCUCACCAAGUUCGGGAUCAGUUUGACGGAUGUGAGGCGGCUUGGAGAAAAGCUUUUUUGA